Messenger RNA from Prorocentrum cordatum, 2955 nucleotides. The record is from the annotation of a GenBank genome assembly. Lineage: Eukaryota; Dinophyceae; Prorocentrales; Prorocentraceae.
AUGGCCAGGGGGGCCAAGGCUUCCAGUUCGAAGCCCGAGCAUCGGUCUGAGCCGCCUGCUCGCAGCGGCCCGACAGCCAAGCGCGCCAAGAAGAUCGACCGCGACCAGUCUUCUGGAGCUCGCGGCAGUGCUGAUGCUGCCCCCGCAUCCCCGAAGGCGAGGAGAGUCACCAAGGCGGCUGGCUGCGGCAUCUGCGGGACGACCCACAGGCAGAGCAAGAUGGAUCACGCGACUCGUUGCUCGGCUUGCGGGGAGACCGCUGCCAAGGCGUUCCCCUUCUGGGAAUGGGACGACUUGUGCGAGAGGUACCACGAGGACGACCUGGUCACUGAGGGCUUCGACAACGCGCACGCUCUGGUACACAAGAACGGCGGCAAACGCCCACAGAAAAGCGAGGCCGACGAGGGCAGCACCAACACCAUGCUCUUCGAGGACACGGUGCGGUCGCACAGGGCUUUGAAGCUCUCCGACGCCAGGGACAUCUACAAGAGCGAUCCGCACAAGAUCGGUUUCAAGCAGGCGACGGUCACCGAUAUGGCUGGCGUUGCCCGUUCGCGGUUCGUGCAGGUCAACCCAGAUCAGCCAUGCACCAUCGUGAACGUAGUUCGUCGCAGGGCGAUCGGGCACGAGCAGACCGUCUUGUCGAACGACCAGGUGCUUUGGAACGGCCAGGCCGACGUUCACUAUGGCGCACUCGUCGACCAGAAGUGCGCCGACAUGAAGGCCUUCACCAAUGCGCCGACGCACGAUGAAGUUCUUGCCACGGCGGAGGCGCUCAAGGCGGGGCAGGUCAUUGCGCAGGCGAACAGGGAGAUCAAGGAUUCCAAGCAGCAGGGGAUGCAGCGCGCGACUCUCGGUGAUGCUGAGCCCGAUGCUUCGUCUCAGGCGGCCCUGGGGCUUGGUGACAUGGGCCCGCCUGCGUCGUCUCCGAGGUCGGCCUUGACAUCUGUCCAUGAGACUCCUGAGGCCAAGGCGGGCUAUGCGGCGUCGGUCGUGACAGGGGCUCCAUCGGCCAGCGGGGUGGACUCGUCUACUGACAUGGAGGUGGAUGAGACAAUGAGCAAGCUAAGGGCGAAGAAAGCAGGAGAUCAGAAGGCCAAGGACGUGGCGAGCAUGAACCGCGAUGACCUCGAUUCACUGUCGAGGGACUUGGACAAAGAGUCGGUCAACGUGGAUGAGCCCCAGAAGUUCAGUUGCCUUGCCCCCGUGCUGUCGCAGAUGGAGUUGCCGCCAUCGGAGAAGGCGGCCCUGUUCAAGGACACGGUCGUCAAGAGCAUCAUCGUAUCCUACCUCCAAGCGGGCAAGUCCAUGCUGAAAGAAACGAUGGAGAUGGUCUCGCUGCUGAUCGCGCAGAUCAAGGCCAUGCCCAUGUCAUGCGAGGUCGAGGUCGACAAUUCAAGCAGCGAGGUGAUGCUGGCGCUGAAGUUCUUGAACACCAUUGGUGGGUCCCAGGUCGACACUUUGUCCUUGGUGCAGGUCGACAAGUUCGUCGAGGCAAAGGCCACGACGAUUGAGGGCUCUUUGUGCGCCAGCUUGCGCGCACUUCCUUUCUGGCACGAACGGCUGCAGCAGUACUUGAAGUAUUCACCAUCGCUGAAGUACUGGUGCCCCAUCAUCAAGGACUACCAGCUGUCACUCUCAGAGUCGCCGAACGACUUGACGCUCAUGCUGCAGUGCAUCCCCGACGUGAGUAGGAUCGAGAAGGUUUUGCCACCGUCCGGGAUCACUUCCUACAAGGGGUGGAUCAAAGGGGUCGCCGAUAGAUUCGUGACUGCGGCGCUGCAGGUAUCGUCUCAAGGUCUUGCGCUUCCAGGGCCGCCUGACGAUGCAGAGAAUGUCGUGAAGAUGGCGGUGGGGGUCUUUGGAGCAAAUGUCUCUUGGCAGCAGCUACUGGAGGCCUUGACGAACCAGAGGUCGAAGAGCCAUGGGCGCGUGCUCUUGGACAAGUUCAUCGGGCACAUCGGCACCUACAACUCGAAGAGCCUGCAGUACGCCGCUGCGAACUUCGGGAUGAUCGAGGGGCUUCGCGGGCUCGCCUCGGAUAGUCAUUUAGAGAGGCUUCGUGAUUUCAGCGGGACGGCUUUGGAUUACAUCUUGGGGAGGAGAGGCACCUGGCCAACGUUCCACGCCGCCACCGACUUCGAUGCCGCCUGGAAGUGGGUCGAUUGCGCGUCCCGUUGGUUUGAGCCAGUGGGCCUCAUGGGCCCCGACUGCCCUUGGGGGUCGUUCCGCAAGUUACUCGACAAGGUCAAGGUCCACUUCGCGCUGGUGAAAUCGUAUCGGGAGAUUAUCGGGGAGAACGACAUACUCAAGGGCCAUCUCGCGGAGACCCCUUUGCCACUCGUGGGCGCAUUCCUGGGUUUGCUCGAACAGGCCUCUCAUUUGAAGGCCGACGAUUCUACUGAGGAGAAGCUCAUCAACGACACGUUCAUGGAGGGCUGCGAGGCCGCCGCGCUGCAGCUCAAGAUGCAGAUGUUCGAACAGAUCGCAGAGGCUGGCCUGCAGGCGGUCGUGGCGGCGUCCGAGGACGUCCCCCCGAACAAGGUCAAGGGUGGGCCUGUCGACAAGCUGUGGUCAGAGGGCUUGGCCGAUGCUGCGAGCAUCGAGGACGCCGUCGCUGCGUUCGAUCAGCACCUCGUGCCUGCGAUGUCCUUUGACAGCUUCAAGGAGGAGGUGAACCGCAAGUUUCAGCAGCUGGACGCCCUCGCUGAGACGGAGCAGAGGUUCGGCGUGGCUGUGCCGCCUGAAAAUAAGCCCGAAGCGAUGGUGGCCAUCUGCCGCCGCGCCGCCCAGACGCUCUGCGAGUACCAGGCCCUCUGGGGCAUCAAGAAGGCGGGCAGCAACGCGGUGGCCGUGAAGAAGUUCAUUAUGACGGUGGUCGCAAGCCAGGAGAAGUUCGGAGUCGAACAGCUGGUCAAGCCCGUGGACGACGCCGUGAAGCGCGCCAUGGCCAUG